GCUGCAAUCUCCGUGCGCCGCAACAGUUUGGAAGAACGUCGGAGAAGCUUGGAAGAAACGCGAUACACAAGCUUGUGCCGUACCCUUGACGGUACCAUGCCACCCCAGAAAACUUCCGCACCAUUGGAGAUUGUUACUCACUUUUCUGGAGAAGCCUUGCGCUCAAAGACAGCCGGCGUCUCCGACGCUAAAGUCCGCUCUGCCAUGAAGGUCCAUCGCGGCUUGAUGCCAUGUGCUGAAGAUCAGGAAAUCGACUUCAACGAUUACUGGCGUUUUUUCCGGCGACACAUGUACGCACUUCUUGUCAAACGCAUGCUGUACCUUAAGCGCGAUAAAAAGGCAUGGGUGUAUCAAUUCGUUUUACCCGCUCUUUUCGUGUUGGUCGGCUGCCUGCUGAUGAGAGCUGGAGUCAACAGUAUCUUUGCCGAGAAAAUGCCUCCCCUGACUCUCAGUCUUGAUGCGUACAAUCCGGGCAUCCAAAUAAACCGCAACCCGCUGCCCUACAAUGCGGAGGGUGAAUCGUUCAUAUUUACGAUGUGGGAGGGAAAUCAACAGAUGGAAAAUCCGAAUGUCGUGGGACAGGACGUGAUCAUGGCUGGCAUUCCUUCAGGUUCGACCUUGCCGACGUACAGUAUUGCGGCCAACUCGGUUCAAAACAUGAGCUCUGGCCUUCUGGACACGCGAAGGGACUGGAAAGCUUCCCGGUACGGCGCGUUGACUUUCGCCGUAGUAGACGACUUGGAGGAGUUCAAUUACAAUGUACACGCGAACUACACAGGCGCUCAUUCGUCGGCCAUAUUUGCAAACUUGAUCAACGACGCACUGCUGCAGCAGUACGCUCCUGGCUCGAGCAUCAAAACGACAAUCAAGCCAUUGGGAGUCACACGGAAUGAGAUCAGCACUGCAGCCUCUUUUGACGGAUUUACCAUCGUGAUAAUGAUGAUGUUGGCAUUCGCGUUCAUUCCGGCAGCAUUUGCUGUCUUUGUUGUGCGUGAGCGUGAGACGAAAGCAAAGCAUCUACAGCUAGUAUCGGGGGUAUCGUUCUUGUCGUACUGGCUUUCUACGUGGCUGUUUGACUUCGCAAGCUAUCAGGUGCCGCUUUGGAUGACAAUCGUGAUCCUCAAGCUGUUCGAUGCUCGGGCGUUAAUGAACGGAAAGGCUUUCGGAGCUACGGUCCUAUUGAUGGAAUUGUUUGGAACAUCGGUCACAGGAUUCACAUAUUUAACGACGUUUUCUUUCAGGAGACAUUCAAGAAUUCAGGUUGCGACAAUAAUGUUGAACUUCAUGUGCGGCGUUGUUCUUGUGACCUUGACGGUGAUGAUGACCUUCAUUCCAAUCACCCGCGAUGUGGCUUUGAAAUUGGUGUAUCUUUUCAGGCUCGCUCCGCCAUUCGCUGCAGGAAAUGGGCUCUUGAAUGUCGUCUUCACGGACUUCUUUUCGUCGCUGGAUCAGAAACAAUACACACCAUACUCGUUGAACAUCGCCGGGUACUCUAUGAUCUACAUGAGUGUGGAGACUGUAGUAUAUUUCGUCCUGGUCUUGUGGGUCGAGUACUUGAUCCGUCGUCCUACCGUAUCGAAGCUUUUAGAGGGCGGCUCUUCGUCGAUGGCUGCGAAGGACUGCUCUGGAAAAGACGAAGCCGUGCUGGAGGAGGAGAAUCGCGUGCGUCGCGAGGCAACGAUAGACACAAUGAAAGCGGGAGGGGAUGUCGUGGUGAUCAAGGACAUGACCAAGACGUAUCGUGGCGGGAAACUAGCUGUGAGGGGCAUGUCUCUUGGCAUCCCUAAUGGGGAGUGCUUCGGUCUGCUUGGUGUGAACGGUGCAGGCAAAACGACCACGCUGAGCAUUCUGACGGCUGAGUUCCCGCCGUCGUCAGGGCAGGUGUGGCUUGGCGGGUACGACAUCGCUGACAACCCGGAAGUGGUUCGCCGCCUGGUAGGGUACUGUCCUCAGUUCGACGCUCUUUUCGAUCUGCUGACUGGUCAGGAGCAUUUGGAGCUGUACGCCCGUGUGAAGGGGUUGAGCGAGGCGCAAGUGAAGACGGUGGUAGCGCGGAAAGUAAUGGAGAUGGACUUGGUGGAAUUUGCGAACCGGAACGCUACGACUUACUCGGGAGGCAACAGGCGCAAGCUGAGCGUGGCCAUGGCUAUGAUCGGCUCUCCUCAGAUCGUGAUUCUGGAUGAGCCUAGCUCUGGAAUGGACGCUGUGGCUCGUCGCUUCAUGUGGAAGGUCAUCAGCGACAUCACGACAAAGCGGGGCGAAUGCUGUGUGAUCCUCACGACACACAGCAUGGAGGAAUGUGAGGCGCUGUGCACACGCAUCGGCAUAAUGGUGGGAGGCCGCUUCCGGUGCAUGGGGUCUGCGCAGCAUCUCAAGUCGCGAUACGGGAUGGGCUACCAGCUAGAAAUCUCCGUCGCAUUGCCACGUGGGGAGAUUGUACCGGCCAGUGACGACGAGGACAGUGGGGACGAGACAGAGGGCAAACGAAUGGUCCUGCCGGCGGACGACACCUUUUUGGCUCGCCUCGAAGGCGCGGCGGCACGUCUCUCAACGGAGCGCUUCACUAUGCCGCAGCUAGAGAUAGCUCUAGCAGCUAUCGACAAGGCAGCGUGGCUUGAGGUUAUCUCACCGACGGGCACUGGAGCAGAUGUAUGGCAAACGGUGACGGCUUCAGGUAGUAUAGGUGUGCGGGAGUUUGCUGGUUGGUGCUCGUUGGAGGACCGUAUGGAGAGUAUUUUGAGGUUUAUAAUGGACAACUACCCCGAUGCCGUCCUGCGAGAGCGCCAAGGCACCAAGGUUCGCUUCGAGAUUCCGUCCAAGGACACAAAUACAGGGGCGGCUCGCAAGCUCUCUGAGAUGUUCGGCUUGAUCGAAGAUAACAAAGGGAGAUUGCAUGUAGAGGACUAUUCGGUAUGUCAAACGUCCUUGGAGCAGAUCUUCAAUUUCUUUGCCGGGCAACAGGAGGAAGAGAAGUGCCUUGCAGGAGAAAGAGAGAAGGAGAAGCUGCAAAUGGGUGGUGAUGUGUGUGAUCUGGUCACCGAUGAGGAUAAAGAAAGUGUGGGAAGUCUUUCCAUGCUCGCGGAAACGUGCGGAAGGUCGACAAUCAUCUCUUCCGGUGCUGUUAUUUAGAAGGUUUGAAGGAUUCCUGAGAAAUUUGUAUUCUAGGAAAGCAAUAUCUGAUUCCCGGCCAUUGAGGUCCAUUAUUGACAUAUAGGAAAGGCAAAAUUUUCCACCUUUCGCCUGUAUUUCUGCAUUUAUAUGACUUCAUCUUAUGAAAAAGUGUGAAGAAAGCUAUGAUUGUACAGGAUAAUACAUGUUUUAAAAGGUUUUGUGUGACGCCAAGUCACAAGUUAGUGUUCGUCCGUUGUUGAACGCUUGACCAAGGUUUUUAGACACACUUAGAUCUAGCAAGUGACCUAGGAUAGCAAUCUUUCUCGUUAGCUCCUGGAAGAAUAUUUAAAAGCUGUGAUCUUCAGGAAAAAAAAUGGCG
Messenger RNA from Nannochloropsis gaditana CCMP526, 3490 nucleotides. RefSeq names its product antibiotic transport system ATP-binding protein (gene ABC-2.AB.A). Gene Ontology annotation, molecular function: ATP binding; lipid carrier activity; ABC-type transporter activity. The record is from RefSeq and is a predicted model, not a curated record. The annotation marks the transcript as partial. Gene Ontology annotation, cellular component: membrane; intracellular membrane-bounded organelle. The transcript has a single exon. Gene Ontology annotation, biological process: lipid transport; transmembrane transport.